AUAUAACACCAAAGAAAACAUCUUCAAGUCCCAUCCUGGAGAAAUGAAACUUAUUUUAGCAGCUGCUGAGGCUCUUUGAGAGGAAAGGUGGCCUUCAAAGUCUUUGCACAUCUUCCUGAGAUGAUCUUGUUUUACGACUCUUUUGAAAACUGAAACCUUUUGGCAGGUGUUAAUUAUUGGAGGCAACAAAAACACAGCUUCAGUAAGCAGAAGCAGCAAAGCUGGAGGUUUUAUGGGUGGAAAGAACUCCAAGGGCCAAGGGAAGAAAAGCAUGAUGCUGCUGAAGAGAAGCCAGAAGCUACCUCUGUGGGAAGAAACUCUUCUUUCUGGAAAAGACCCAAGAACACUUUUGAAGUGUGGACUACAGUAUGUCAGUUUGAGCCUCAUAAUGAAGGGGAUGACAAGGGUUCCUGACUUUUUAUGGGGAUUGCCACAGGUCCAGAAACUGAAUCUCUCACACAAUCAACUGGUGAUCCUUCCUCCUGCUCUGGGCACACUUGACAGACUGGCAGUGCUUAACCUGUGUGGGAAUCGUAUGAAAUCUCUACCAAAAGAGAUUGGGCUGCUUAGAAACCUGAAGAUUUUAUUUGUCAAUAUGAACUGCCUGACUGAAAUACCUGCAGAAAUUGGACACUGCAAGAAGCUGGAGGUUUUGAGCCUUUCCCACAACCGUAUCUCCCAUCUCCCUUCAAGCAUCACAGAACUGACAAACCUGAGAAAGCUGAAUCUUAGCAACAAUCGGUUCAUUUACAUUCCUCUAAGUGUUUUUGCAUUGAGGAACUUAGAUUUUUUACACGUAGGCUGCAAUAAACUUGAGAACAUUGGAGACAGUAUCCAAUUUCUAGUCCACCUGCAGAUAUUCAUUGCUGACUAUAACAAUAUCCGUUCCUUGCCAAAAUCUAUCUGCUUAGUCACUGCUCUUGAACUCCUAAAUGUUGAUUACAAUUGUAUCCAGACUCUCCCAGAUGAACUCUAUUUGCUGCAUAGACUGACCAAAAUUGCUUGGAAUCCAAUGGAUAAGGGGUUCCAUAUUUCACACAACCCUUUGUCCAAACCACUGCCACAGAUUAUAGAAGGUGGACUGGAUGCACUCUACAGCUAUCUCAAAGAUAAAAAUCAGAUCCCAUAAACAUGGGCUUCGUUUGGGAUACUGGCGGCGGUCAUGUUUCCUCGGUUGUGGCUUUCAAUUUUUCUGGCCAGUGAACUUCACUGCACAAAUCAGGAGCUGGAAUACAGUUGCAAUAAAGUUUACCUGACAGCAAGUACAUUGACUUUAUACUGACUGUGCAAUGAAUGUAUUUUCCAAAUAAAUAUGUAUCCUAGCAAUACUGACAUAUCUUUUGCAGGAGGGGGAAUGCAACUGAGUCAUGAUGAUG
Messenger RNA from Sceloporus undulatus (fence lizard), 1376 nucleotides. RefSeq names its product leucine-rich repeat-containing protein 30-like. Bases 233 to 1129 code for a protein of 298 amino acids. Gene Ontology annotation, molecular function: protein binding. The record is from RefSeq and is a predicted model, not a curated record. The transcript has a single exon. NCBI's taxonomy places the organism in Eukaryota, Metazoa, Chordata, Lepidosauria, Squamata, Phrynosomatidae.